GGGAUGGCAGAUCAGUGUAUUGGUGAGGUGCUGCUCGAAUAGUAUUCUGUACAGAGAUCUGUUCUAGUCAUGGAUGUCAUACGUCGUCGUCACGGCCUUAUCCGUACUGCGGCAUCUGGAUUCCGGGAUUAUUUCUGAUAUGUAUCUAUUCGCUCUGUCCAUAAACAUGAAGCUUAGGGAUGUCUGGUCCUGAGAAAUAGCUGUAGCUAUCAAGAUGAGUAGUAUAACUCAGCUCUUUGGUGACUUGUGCGAAUCGCACUUGAGAGGAUUCCCAUGGAAAGCUGGUCUAGGUAUUACAAGCCACAGCAAGAAAAGAACCAAAAAACGACUCAAGAGGUUGGCCUAUGAUGCUCUCUUCAUCCACUUGUACCAAGAAGACACUCGUAAGCUGCAGUCAAAAGCUACCAAAUUGCCAGUAAAAAAUAAAAUGUUAAUGCUGUCCUUUAAUCUACGUAUUGGUGGCAUGAAUCCUGAAGCAGACCGUCUGGAGGAGUUGCUAGAAGAAGUGGAAAAGUUAAGUGGUGAACGUCUGACAACUAUGUGUGCUGUACUAGAGCUCUUAAUAGAUCUGGCAGGCACAGGUCCUCCACAAAUCCUUCCUCCAAAACGGGACCUCUUUCAAAACAACAAAUAUGUGGACAGAAAGUUAAAGUAUCAAGGCUAUGACUAUUAUGAUGUUAGUGUAUUUGAAGCUGACAUCAGCACAUUCUUGGCCUACCAGGAGUGUAACAUAAGCAACACUAUCAACAGUACUCUUCAGAUCAUGGAGGCUGCGCCAGGAACUGGUCUUUCAACCAUAAGCCUUUUUUCCCAGAACUUUUCCACUAGUGACAAAUUUGAGAGGGAAACUCGUGUAUCCCUUUUUGGCGCCCUUGUUCACACCCGGACAAAUGAUAUGGAUAUUAAAUUGGACUUGCCACCAGUACCGGACAGUGCUGACCUGUCUGGAUUGGCCAUAAAGGUUCCCCAAAGUAUGGAUCAGUCUGAAGAUGAAGGUUUCCAAUCUGCAUCAAAUAUGACUCCUGAUUCCCAGUCAGAGCCUAGUGUGACUUCUGAUGUUGAUCUGUGGGAGGCCAUCCUCACAUAUGGUCCAAGUAAACGUCGCUGUUGGGAAAGAAUAGGAUUUCCUCCAGGUAAAAGAGAAGAUCCCUACCUUACCGAGGCAGGUCGAGAAGCUUUUGACAGGAUGUAUAAAAUUUAUGAGGGGAAUCUACAAAUCCUCAGUAAUACAGUGAUGCAGUCUCCAGCACAUGUGAUGGUUAAGGAAUCAGAGCUGCUGAAGGAUGUGCUAAAUGUUCUCAUAGGAGUUGUAUCUGCAACUUUCUCUUUCAACCAGUCUAGUCAGGCAUUCAUGGUUAAGCAGGGCAUCUAUGUCUCUGGCACAUCUCCUGAAAAUAUAGGCAACCUGUUGGCACAAGUGGGAGACUACGGCACGUACUACACCAGACUAAGCAAUUUCUGUCUGCAGACUGGUCUUGAUUCCUCACAAAAUAAAGGACUUGUAUUUCAGGCAUUUAAAAGUGGCCUUAGAAAAUACCUGCAGUAUUACCGGGCGUGUGUUUUAUCAACUCCGUGUACACUAUCUCUUCUUACCAUCAGCUUCCUCUUCAGGAAGUUAGGGCGUCAGUUAAGGUAUUUAGCAGAGCUUUGCUGCCUAGGGACAGUGGGCCCAGGAUCCACUAGGGGGAGCAACUCUUCCUUUCCUACAGGUGUUAAGUUACUAUCCUACCUUUACAAAGAAGCCCUUGAAAACAGCAGCAAUGAAAAUUACCCUGUCUUGUUAUCACUCUUAAAAUCCAGUUGUGAACCAUACACAAGAUUUAUCUAUGAAUGGGUCUACAGUGGUGUCUUAAGAGAUGCUUGUAAGGAAUUUAUGAUCCAGGUGAAUGAAGAAUUCUUUGGGUUUAGAGACAAACGCUACUGGACUCAUGGAUAUGUUUUGAUCUCAAAAGAAGUAGAGGAUUGUGUGCCGGUCUUUUUGAAGCAUUUAGCCAAUGAAAUAUACAUGUGUGGGAAAACUAUCAAUUUACUGAAAUUGUGCUGCCCAAAGCAUUACAUUUGCUGGUCGGAUAUCCCUGUACCUCGAAUAUCAGUUACAUUCUCUUUAGAUGAAUUAAAGGAAAUAAGAAAAGACUGUGCUGUCUUUAUAGCCAGAAUGGAUAGAAUUGCACGGCAAAGUAGCAUCAGCAAAGAGGAGAAGGAGUUACAAGCGGAAAUUGCAAAACAGGACUUAAUCAUUCAGGCUCGUGAAACUUCAGAAAAACUCCUAGAAAGAUUCAAAGAUCAACAGCUGGCAGGGAGAAUGUCUUCAGAUGCGAAGAAGAGGGAACUGUUUCUUAAGCUGAAAGAACAAUAUGAGAAAGACCAAGAGAGACGACUUGCAGAUAAACAGGAGGAGGCUGAUGAUUACUUUAGCUAUGCUCGGGAGCUACAGGAUCGUGAGAAAAGGUUAAAAGCAUUAGAAGAGGAACUAGAAUUAAAAGCAAGACAAGAACUCAUUCAGCAUUACAGUCGCUUAUCUGAGGAGGCCACUCGGAAAGAACAGAGAGCUCUGUGGAAGCUUCAGCGUCAUAAAUUAGAAACUGCUCGCUUGCAAUUUUUCAUGAAUGAUGAAAAACACUUAAAGGAAUUGCUUGAACAGAAUCCAGUGGGUUCAUCUAGACAACAGCCACAUUUAGAAACCUAUGAUCCUGUUCCAUUAAAGGAUCAAAUGGAUAAGACACUUGCUUUGGAAAAUGUUUCUUCAGACAGUGUUGAUCAAGCAGAACAGAAGGAUGGGUGUUUAAUGCCUUUGCAAAAUACUGUAACUUCAGCUACUGUGAAGAAAACCGUAAAAAGCUUACAUUCACCAGACCAGGCAGAGGAUUGCACAGAUUUAGAUACACCUGCAUUGGACUUUGAAGAUUUUCUUCCAGUACCUGCCACUGAAAAACAAGAUGCACAACUAACUGAUCAGUCUUAUAUUGAUGAUGCUUUACAAGAUAUAGGGUCUGAUCUUUCAAAAACUGUUGAGAGCAAAGACUCUACAGAAACUCCAAGUAUCAUUCCUGUAAGUGAGUAUGACUUUAACACAGUUUUGAAACCAGUGGCAUUUACACAAGUCUCUCAAGGACACAUUCAGAUUGGGGAGUAUGUGUCUAAUGAACAGCCUAGACGGUCACGUUGGAAUAUGCAUGGCCAUGCAUCAGAUGCCAGUAUUAAAAUUGGAGAAUAUUUUCCUGAUACUGUUGUGCCUAAACCACAACCUAGUCAGCAUGGGCAUUCUUCUGAUUCCCACAUAAACCUUGGUGCCUAUAUGUCCGAAGUCAGGCCUACUCGACCUCGAUGGAAUAUUCAUGGCCAUAUCUCUGAAGGUCAUAUAAAGAUAGGUGAGUAUGCUUCUGAUAUAGAAGCUUCUAAGCCAAGGCAGAAUGUGCAUGGGCAUAUAUCUCAGGCAAACAUUAAGCCUGGUGAAAAUGUAUCUGACAUGAAACUUUCUAGACCACGGUGGAGUGUCCAUGGACAUGCAUCUGAUGCCAAUAUUAAGAUUGGAGAGAAUGUGUCUGAUGUUUUAUCUACACGACCUCGGUGGAAUAUCCAUGGACAUGCUUCACAGUCUCAUAUACAGCUUGGAGAACUUGUUUCUGACACUGAGCAGUCAAAACCACGCUGGAAUCCUUUUGGCCAUUCAUCUGAUUCUACUGUUCAGAAUGUGCUAUAUGGGGAAAGAUCGGCUUCUUCUAUGAUUACCGAAACCUCAGAAACAGAAGAUCAUUCCUUAGAACUCACAUGUUCUCCUGACACUGUAGCUGUAUUGUCACCACCAAGUGUGAAAGAAAAUGAGGAAGUCAGUAAAGUAGCAGCAGAAAACAGUCUUGAAGACAGUAAACCGGCUUCUUCAGAAAUCCUAGCUGAUAUACAGAGUGACAAUUUCAAGUGCAUGCAAGAAGAAUCAGAUGACAAGAUGCAGAACACAGGGGACACAUGUGGUGAUCACUCGGAAGACGAAGAAGACAGAAUUAAUGAAGAUUCCUGGCAGAAACAGCAGGUUUAUCUGCAGACACUGGCAGACAACUAUUGUCUUGAAAAAUAUCAAGACAACUAUGACAUGAUGUCAAAGCCUCCAGUUCUCCACAUGCUUAGUCAUGUAAUGCCACGAGAGUUCUCCUUUCCUGUGGACCCUGACAUAGAUUCAGCCACUGAUGAAACUGCGGUCCAACUCAUUGAGCUCCUGUCCCUGCCAGUGCUGAUGAAAUAUUCUGUUACUGCUCCAAUUGUAUCCAGUGUUUCUCUAGUGAACAAAGCUGUAGUGGAUUACUAUUUUGUGGAACUGAAUAUGGAGAAACAUUUUGAAGCAAUAAGACAUUUUUUGCUAAUGGAAGAUGGAGAAUUUGCCCAGUCACUCAGUGAUUUACUCUUUGAAAAGCUUGUAUCGGGUCAGACACUCAGUGAGCUGUUCACUCCCUUGGUUCUGAAUUCUAUAUUGAACAAAGCUCUGCAGUACGGUCUACAUGGGGACUCUCAUCUUGCUUCCAAUCUUUCUUUUGCACUUAAGUACAUCCCAGAAGUCUUCACACCUACAGCCCCUGAUACAUUAAGUUGUUUGGAAUUAAGAUAUAAGGUUGAUUGGCCACUAAACAUAGUCAUAACAGAUACCUGCAUAAACAAGUACAAUAAGGUUUUCUCUUUUCUCCUGCAAUUGAAGCACAUGGUUUGGACAUUAAGAGAUGUUUGGUUUCAUUUAAAACGGACAGCUCUAGUAAAUCAAGCUGCUUCUUCAGUCCAGUAUCGACAACUUCAGCUUUAUCGUCAUGAAAUGCAGCACUUUGUGAAGGUUAUUCAGGGUUACAUUGCCAACCAGAUUCUGCACGUCACCUGGAGUGAAUUCAGAAGUAAACUUCGUACAGUCAGCAACCUGGAGGAGAUUCGCAAGACUCACACAGAAUACCUCAAUAAGGCGCUAUUUAGAGGAUUGCUAACUGAGAAAGCUGCACCAUUAAUGAACAUCAUUCACAGCAUCUUCAGCCUAAUUCUGAAAUUCCGGACACAGUUAAUCUCUCAGUCUUGGACAUGUGACAAAGAUAAGCAGGUGGCUAGUCAUCCCAACUAUGGCUUGAUGCAGCAGUCCUAUGACACCUUCAAGUAUUACUCUGACUUUCUAUUUGAAGUGGUGACCAAGCUUGUUAAUCGAGGAUAUCAGCCACAUCUGGAAGAUUUCUUACUGCGGAUUAACUUCAACAGCUACUACAAAGAUAACUGAACAAUACAUGGGCGGUUUCUGUUAUAUGUGCAAUAUAUGAGUGUAAAAUAAAGAUUGAUUUUCAUAAAAGCUAACAUUUACCUUUGUGA
Hyla sarda is the source of this 5328-nucleotide messenger RNA. It is a transcript of the gene TUBGCP6, whose product is annotated as tubulin gamma complex associated protein 6. NCBI's taxonomy places the organism in Eukaryota, Metazoa, Chordata, Amphibia, Anura, Hylidae. The transcript has 26 exons. Gene Ontology annotation, biological process: microtubule nucleation; mitotic cell cycle; meiotic cell cycle. Bases 215 to 5239 code for a protein of 1674 amino acids. Gene Ontology annotation, molecular function: gamma-tubulin binding; microtubule minus-end binding. Gene Ontology annotation, cellular component: spindle pole; gamma-tubulin complex; centrosome. The record is from RefSeq and is a predicted model, not a curated record.